AUUUCUUUUGAUAUUGUUUUUGCUAACCAACCACCAAUUUUCUACUCUGGUCAAUCAGUGAGCGGAACUGUCAUAGUAAACUUGAGAGAUGCUAUGAAAAUGAGAGGCAUUAGGGCCCGAAUCCACGGACGAGCUUACAGCCAUGUUGAAGUACAACAAACACGUGAAUAUGAUGAUGGACAAGGAGGAACUCGAACUGAAUCUUAUACAGAGUAUUAUCGUGAAUAUGAGACUUAUCUUGACCAUCAGGUCACUAUUUUUGGCAAAGAUCGACAUGGUCAAAAUCCAGUAUUGCCUGCCGGACAGCAUGCAUUCAAUUUUAGCUUUGUCUUGCCUCCACAUCUUAAAAUGCCAUCAUCGGUAGAGCUUGGCCAUUGCAAUAUUCGCUAUAUGAUUGUCGGAACAAUUGAUAAACCAUGGAAAUUUGACCAUAUCGCCAAGAGAGCUUUCACGUUAUUGGAAUCUAUCGAUUGCAAUGACCCCUCAUUGAGCCAAAGACCGUUUCCGCUCCAAAAUGAAAAAUUUCUAUGUUGUCUUUGCUGUCAAUCUGGCCCACUAAAAGUUACGGCUAAUAUUGAUCGUUGUGGCUACUGCCCAGGGGAAGGGAUUUUACUUAAUGCUGAAUGUGAGAAUUUAACCAACAGGGCCAUGAGAGGAAUAAGAGCCAAAUUGGUUCGCCUUGUGAAAUGGAAAGCUCGAGGGUACAAUGAUCACAGGAGCUCCGAUUACUUUGAGAUUAAAUCACCAGGAGAGAUUGCGGAGGGCCAGUCAUUUAGUUGGAGUAAUCAGCUAAUUCAAAUUCCAGCUGUCACUCCAACAAUUACCUCCUGUGGAUUAAUAUCAAUCAAGUACGAAUUUCAGAUUGCUGUUAUUGUUCCUGGCGGGAUUAAUUUGAAUCUUGUAUUUCCAAUAACUAUUGGAACGAUUCCUCUAAGACCUUCAGGAAUGGCAGGUAUGUCAAUA
Messenger RNA from Trichoplax adhaerens, 963 nucleotides. RefSeq lists its product as uncharacterized. Lineage: Eukaryota; Metazoa; Placozoa; Uniplacotomia; Trichoplacea; Trichoplacidae. Gene Ontology annotation, biological process: protein transport. Gene Ontology annotation, cellular component: cytoplasm. The record is from RefSeq and is a predicted model, not a curated record. The annotation marks the transcript as partial. The transcript is spliced from 5 exons.